AUGGCCACAACCCCAGCUGCAUGUGCAAGUAAUGACGUUUCAAGUGCCAGUUCAGUAGAAUUCUGUCGGGUCAGUCUAAACGUGACUACUUCUAGCAAGAGUCAGAUUUAUAUGGAAGCCUGGUUGCCAGGAAAUUAUACGGGGAGAUUUCUGAGUACUGGAAAUGGAGGGCUGGGUGGUUGUAUUCAAUACUCGGACAUGUUAUACGCAACACAAUUUGGGUUUGCCACUGUGGGCACAAACAACGGCCACUUUGGCGACACUGGGAAAUACUUCCUCGGCAACACCGAGAUCCUCGAAGACUUCGCCUACCGUGCAUUACACACUGGCGUAGUAAUUGGCAAAGAACUCACCAAACUAUUCUACACUAAAAUAAACAGCGGAUAUAAUAAGUCUUAUUAUCUUGGUUGCUCAACGGGCGGCCGGCAGGGAUGGAAAUCCCUCGAAAAGUUCCCCAAUGAUUUCGACGGUGUCGUUGCCGGUUCACCAGCCUUCAAUUUCAUCAAUCUCUCCAACUGGGGUGCGAGAUUCCUCGGUAUAACUGGCACCAAUACAUCAGAUACAUUUGUCACAGCGAAUCAGUGGGGAACCCUGAUUCACAAUGAAAUCAUAAGACAAUGCGAUGCUCUCGAUGGAGCUGUGUUCAUCCCAUUGAUCGGUGAAGAUGGCGAAUGGUUAUAUCCUCGCAUGCAACCUGGCUCGGAAGUGGAAGCUGCCUACGUUUACUAUUCCGGUCAACCGUUCCAGUAUUCCACGGACUGGUUUCGAUAUGUCGUUUACAACAACUCCAACUGGGAUCCUACUACAUGGACACUAGCAGAUGCGGAAGCUGCUGCUCAUCAGAACCCCUUCGACAUAUCAACAUGGGACAGCAGUCUCGUCGCUGGCUUUCAGAAGAAGGGCGGUAAAGUCCUUCAUUAUCAUGGAAUGGAAGACCCCAUCAUUACAUCCGACAGCUCUAAAGCAUGGUACAAACACCUCUCCGACUCUACCAACACCAGUCCCUCGAACCUAGAUGAAUUUUAUCGUUUCUUUGCUAUAAGUGGCAUGGGUCAUUGUAGUCCCGGUUCAGGAGCCGCUUACAUCGGACAGUCAGAAGCAACCUAUGUUCCGGGAUCAGAAAAAAUUCCUGAAGAUAAUGUACUGUGGGCUAUGGUGCAGUGGGUUGAAGAAGGAGUUGCACCGGAGUUUGUGCGUGGUGCAAAACUUGCGACUGAUGGAUCUGUAGAGUAUACAAGGAAACACUGUAAGUAUCCAAAGAGGAACGUAUAUGUUGGGCCUGGGAACUACACGGACGAGAAUUCGUGGGAGUGUGUAUGA
Talaromyces amestolkiae is the source of this 1320-nucleotide messenger RNA. RefSeq lists its product as uncharacterized. The record is from RefSeq and is a predicted model, not a curated record. The coding region runs from base 1 to 1320 and encodes 439 amino acids. The transcript is spliced from 3 exons. Lineage: Eukaryota; Fungi; Ascomycota; Eurotiomycetes; Eurotiales; Trichocomaceae.